AUGGCAGAUCAGGAGGGACUGCCUGGCGCUGAAGCAUCGUUGGCUGUUUCUACGGAGACACCUACGCAAGUGGCACAGGUUGAUGAACCUCGAGUCUUCCGCCUAAGAUCCUUUCCUGUCGUGUACAGGUGGAAUGUGGGGAAGGCAGAGCAGUCCGGUGAAGUGAAUGGGGUGAAAUACCAGCAGACCAUGGGGAGGAUGGUGCUCAUGUAUCCUCUGAUCGAUGAUUUGGAUGAGGAAGACUUCAAGGUGAAGAUGUCUUGUUGGCAGAUAGAAGUUAGUCGAACUGGAGGCUCCAAGGACGGUAAAAUCCCCGCACUUUGCCAGGAGACCUACGAUGAUAUCCACCGAGACCUCUCGUGGUGGAAGGUGGACACGCUGCCCACCUCCGAGAGGUUUCUGAUCAUCUGCCUGGCCAAAGCAAACCACCGACAAUGGGCUGGUCCUUGGUAUGGAGGAGCGCUCAAUCCACACAAGAAAGGACACUUUGGAUGGAGCGACCAGCAGGGUGCCAAGAAGAUUCUUAAGGAAUUGAAGAUUACCUCCGAAGAACUGAAGAAUAUUGAGCCCGGCGAACCAGAGGACUGGAACCAUGAGAUCUCCACUGCCAUGACGCCAGAGCAAAUUUGCACCGGCAUUGACAUGUCUCAGUCCGACAAGGAUAUCAGGCUUGUCAUACACCUCAACGAAGAAGCCUUGGACGGAGCAACUGCACGAAUACCACUGGAAGAGGUCUUCGCUGCUGACAUAUCAGCGAAUGAGUUCUGGGUCUUCUUGCGAGGGGAUAGCUUCACCCUUUGUCGGGGUCUUUUAGCACAGCUGGUGAGACCAGAGCUCACCACUUGGCAGGUUCGAUCCGAGCGACGGAGAAAGCUGCCAGAGGGCUGCAACAUCAAGUCUCCGGCCUUCUUCAAUCCAGCCUUGGUGAUCACCAUGGUCAAGGAGACCCGAGGGUCACAGGAGAAGGUCUUUGAGGAUUUUCAGCAUUGCAACUACGGCAUGCCGAAAGAUCGCAUCGAUUGGAGCGAACGAAUCCAGAGAUGCAUGGUCUUGCUGCCUGGGAGUCCCAACAACAAGGUGGGGAAGGCCUCAAGGGCACAAGCGCUGGUGACCAAGGUGGAAUCAAAGCAAGAUCUUCUCCUGAAUCGUGUGAUUUUGCUCUUCCACUUGGAGGACCGAUUGCCCAAGCUUUGCGAGAACCAUCGCGUGCACAUGCACGAUUUGUUCACCUUAAUGGCACACCCCCUGCGAUGCUUUGUUUUGUUCACCGCCGGUCCGCCGGUGCUGAAUGAUGUGCGCUACCAGGAACAUUCCUUUAAGGACGCGAGCGAGAAGCAGACCCUUUGGACGAAGGCCCUCGAUGUGGACCUUCAGCCUCCUGAGAAGCCGAACCGACUAAUCUCUCAGGAGACCGUGCCUACCGCGCCCAUUUCAGAGAUCUAUGCAUGCAAUCUCUCUUCCUUCGGUGCUCUCGGCGAUGGGAUGACCGACAAUUCCAAGGCCUUCCGAAACGCCAUCGAAAGCUGUGGCGCCUCGCGGGGGCAGCAGCGCCUUUUGCUGGAGAUCCCUGAGGGCACUUUCCUCACAGGUUCCUUCAAUUUAUCAAGCAAGAUGACUCUCCGUUUGCUCAAAGGUAGCAGACUCUUAGGGGUGACGGAUUUCUCGGCAUAUCCGUUGGUUCCACCACUUCCAAGCUAUGGCAUCAAUCGGGACUGGGCCAAAGACCUCAGCCUAAGGCCUGCAGCUUUGAUCUCAGGCUUCAACCUGACAGACGUUGUGAUUGAAGGCGAAGAGAUGGGUCACGGCUACGCGGAGAUCGAUGGGAAGGGUGAAUGGUGGUGGGCGAAGUUCCGCCGUGGGCCUUUGCCCUUUGGGCGGCCUUCACUCAUCCAGUUUAUGUACAGCGACCAUAUCAUCCUGCGCAAGCUCAUCCUCAAAAAUCCACCCUUUUGGAACACCCAUUUCUACGCUUCGCGAGACAUAGUGGCCGAACGUUUGCGGAUCGAAGCACCGUAUUCGUCGAAGAACACGGAUGGAAUCAAUUUGGAUUCCGUCACUAAUGCAGUUGUACGCCAUUGUGUGAUUUCCACGGGAGAUGACGCCAUCGCGAUCAAGAGUGGCCUCAACGAAGCUGGUUUGCGCUUUGGGAUGCCCAGUUCCCACAUCCAUUUGCAUGACUUGGAAGUGCGUUCCAAGUGCCUAUCAAUCGGCAGCGAAAUGAGUGGUGGCAUCUCCGACGUUUUGGUGGAGAACAUCCACUUUGGAGAUGAUCGCCCAAAAAAACCGCUGGCAUGGCAUUUUCAUUAA
Molecule: messenger RNA, 2307 nt
Organism: Durusdinium trenchii
Lineage: Eukaryota; Dinophyceae; Suessiales; Symbiodiniaceae
Source: the annotation of a GenBank genome assembly